AUGACGAUGAUGAGGAGGAAUCAGAUGCCCUUCUCCAAAAGCGUGCCAAGCGCAAACAAAUCACCAUUGAUAAAGGCACAAGCACAUCAAACGGAAGAAGAUGAUCAAGAGCCAUCUGAUACAAACAGGACCACCACUCGCAAGGUUGAGAUCAAGAAAGCAAGUGAACGCUAUAACUUGUCUUCUUUCUCUUACUGGACAGGGAAAGAUAUGUAUGACACCACCCAAGCUCGAGUGCAAGCUAUGAGGGCUGCGGCGGACCCUGACGAUGAUGCUAUCAUGGAGGAACUGGCCAAUCUCAGCAAGGAUCUCGACCGGUACAACCAAUCAGUCAAAGAUAAGAAGUUACAUCUCGAUGAAUUGAUAUCUCAAGGAUGUGAAGGUGAAGUCGAGAUUGUAGUCUAUGAUCCUGCUAUUUUUCGAAAGCGCCAUCAUUCCUCACAGAGUACUACUUCACACUCUCCGCGGGUCCUCCGCAAGCGACAGAAAGUGUUCCGGAACACAAGGGAAGAAGAAGCAGCACCUCCUGCAAUUCAAUCACGCAGACAAACCAAAGGACUCAAGCGUACCGAAAAAAAAGCCGCAUCCACAUUGGACGAGGACACCCAAUCAGCCUCGAAACAGUCUCAACGCACUGAAUCAUCCCCUGCGCCGCCAUCUGACUCUCUGUUCACGACUCCUAAUAUUGACUUGAAGGAACUGAAGGUUCUAUCCUUUGGGCAUUGGGGACCUAAGAUUCUUCGUAGAACUAAAGGUUCAUCUGGGAUCCAUCCCUAUGGGCAUUUGUAUACCCAUGUUUCUUCCAAACCUCGCCAAAACCAAUCACUUGGCGAGCUUUUGCUUUCCUUUCCCACUCACACUGAAAUCAUCAAAGAUGUGACCCCCGAUGAGUCUAAAUACAUCACCACUUUUGCCAAAUUCCUCACCUCGCAUCAAUUUGACUGGGGUAAAGCUUUAGGUUCCAGCGUCUGUAACAUCCUGUUCUGCUGGGCUCACGCUAUGCCACCAGCGCGAGUUAUUGGAGAUGAUGGAUCAAUGGGCGCCGAUAUUGCCCGUUUGACGCGCAUUUGCAACCAUCAUGAAAUGAUCAACUUACUCAAAACAGCUCCUAGGCUCUUGCAACUUGCUAUCCACAAUCAAUUCUUCACAGUGGACUCUAUCCAUUCGGAACUUGUUGAGGAGUCAACACACGUACCUUGGAAGGAGCGGAACGGAUUCUUCAAGGCUCUCCAUGCCAUGGCCUGUAGGACGGAUGACAAGCUCCAGUGGACUUCUGAACCUGGAAUUCAAUCUCGAUUGAAGACAGCGUAUUUAACCAUCAACCAAAUUGCCCUUGAUUGCAUCCGAAACCUCUCUUACAACACUCCGCAUGUCAACGUCAAGAUAAAAACCAGUGGUGAGCAUGCGGUUCCUUUGGACAUGGUUGAUCUAUCAAAGGGAAUAGGCUGGGUUUACCAGCAAAUCAUGGUUCGUGGAAAUGGACAGGGAGAUGAAGGUCAUGAAGUCAAGAAAUUUUAUAAACAUGGAAUGGAAUGGCUUCAGUGGCGCUACUUGAUAGUUUUGAUUGGGGUAAUGCUUAUAUACAAAAGAGAUAUGUACAAUCAAAAGUUUGAUCAAUACCUACUAGAAAAGAAAAGGACAAAAACGGAAAUCAAAAACAUGAAGAAGCAGCUCAAAGAUGCAACAUGCCUCAAUCAAUUAUCUCACAACUGGGUCACUCUUCAUCCUGAAAGAGCUAUCAAACCAUCAAAUGAUAAGAACGAUGCGAUGGUGAAGGUUACUCAGGACGACAUGAGAGUCAAAGCAGUCCGUGAUGCAAGCGAACUUCGAAGUGAGGCCCUCAGAGCUCUAAGUCUCUUCCUGCUCUAUGGCACCUCUGGCCUAUUCCACGUUUGGCCAGCUCAGCUCUUUUACGGACACCCAUGGAGCCACUUGGACAAUCAUAUGAUGACCUUGCUUUCACAAUUUGUCAGCGACAAAGGCAUCUUUCGAAAGGAUCUUGAUUGGCCUGGUAUGACGGUCUACACCCCUGCUCAGAGUCGGACUCCUGGAGGCUUAGAGGCUCCGCACGUAUUCUUUGAAGGCAAAAAUAAAUUACCGGUCUUGUCUUUCAAAACCAAGGAUGUACAUGAUAUCCUCACGGUAAGUACUGGAGAAGCUGAUGAUGAUGAAUGGUCUGAAAAAAGGGAAAAGGCAAGUCACAGGAAAGGCAAAGGCAAGGCUAAAGCCUAG
Molecule: messenger RNA, 2232 nt
Organism: Melampsora larici-populina 98AG31
Lineage: Eukaryota; Fungi; Basidiomycota; Pucciniomycetes; Pucciniales; Melampsoraceae
Exons: 11
Coding region: 1-2232 (743 amino acids)
Source: RefSeq, a predicted model, not a curated record